AUGAAUGAUUACGACUCGAUUGUUUUUGUGUUCCUGUAUGCCUGGUAUGGUGCUAACGAACCUGCGCUAUUUCUCCAAGCCAUCCACACCUACAAGAUCACCAUGUUGAAUCUCGUCCCCGCCCUCGUAGUAUUCCUGGCCAAGCACCCUCUAGUAUCCCAGUAUGACCUAAGUUCCCUCAAGAUGAUCCUCUGCGGAGCGGCUCCCCUCUCCAAAGACAUCGCUGAUCAAGUGCUGAAACGACUACCUCACGUUCAAUCUGUCCGGACCGCUUACGGAAUGAGUGAAUCUACGCUGGGAGCACUGUCGAACUCGUUUGCCACCACCAAGCCUGGAAGUGUUGGACGAGCGCAGAAAACGGCGUGGAUCAAGGUCGUAGACAUCGACAAUGUCUCGAACAACCUCGGACCAAACCAAGUAGGCGAGAUUUGCAUCAAGGGACCGCUCGUCAUGAAAGGAUACUACAAAAACUCGGAGGCAACCAAGCAGGCCAUCGAUCCGACGGGUUGGUUACACACCGGAGACACCGGCUACUACGAUGAGGAUGGGUUCUUUUUCGUGGUCGAUCGGAUCAAGGACCUGAUCAAGUACAAGGGUUUCCAGGUGGCGCCGGCCGAGAUCGAAGCGGUUCUGCUGAGCCAUUCGGCGAUCGCCGACGCUGCCGUUGUGGGAAUUCCGGACGAAGCCAGCGGGGAAGUUCCGGCUGCUUUCGUAGUGCUUCAGCCUGGACAAGCGGUGACGGCUGAGCAGGUUGGCAACUUUGUUGCGGCCAAGUUAUCCCCAGCGAAGCAUCUUCGGGGAGGCGUUUUCUUCGUUGAUGAGAUACCCAAGACUGGAAGUGGCAAAAUUCUGAGGAGAGAGCUUCGCAAGCGGAUUGGCUCGACGAAGGCAAAGCUGUAAUUACUCGUCACAUCGAAUAAAAUAUUUUUAUAUCAAAUCAAUACAUUGACUAAUUGAGUGUAAAAUUCCCAGAACAGAAUCAAACUUCAGCAUAUCAAUAAAAUUUAUUAAUUUA
Messenger RNA from Culex pipiens pallens (northern house mosquito), 1015 nucleotides. RefSeq names its product luciferin 4-monooxygenase-like. NCBI's taxonomy places the organism in Eukaryota, Metazoa, Arthropoda, Insecta, Diptera, Culicidae. Gene Ontology annotation, molecular function: long-chain fatty acid-CoA ligase activity. The transcript is spliced from 2 exons. The coding region runs from base 1 to 900 and encodes 299 amino acids. The record is from RefSeq and is a predicted model, not a curated record. Gene Ontology annotation, biological process: fatty-acyl-CoA biosynthetic process; long-chain fatty acid metabolic process.